Messenger RNA from Panonychus citri (citrus red mite), 3067 nucleotides. RefSeq names its product prolyl 4-hydroxylase subunit alpha-2-like. The transcript is spliced from 11 exons. The record is from RefSeq and is a predicted model, not a curated record. Bases 1360 to 2913 code for a protein of 517 amino acids. Gene Ontology annotation, molecular function: iron ion binding; L-ascorbic acid binding; procollagen-proline 4-dioxygenase activity. Gene Ontology annotation, biological process: peptidyl-proline hydroxylation to 4-hydroxy-L-proline. Lineage: Eukaryota; Metazoa; Arthropoda; Arachnida; Trombidiformes; Tetranychidae. Gene Ontology annotation, cellular component: endoplasmic reticulum.
UUUACAUUGAUGUCAUGAGGAUAAACCGGUUUCAUCUUGAUAAACAAGAAACACUUAAGUUUCUAAUAAAAUCAUUGAUUCUAAUUAACUAAUUAAAUCUCUUGAAGAGAAGAAGAGAUAAUCUUGAAGAUGAAUUGAGAAAAAAAUAAUCUAUUCCAACACUAAAGAGUAAAAAAUUUCCGUCAACAAUUAAGAUAUUAGAUAUUUUCUCUUUUGUAACCUUUGUUGUUGUUGUUCAACCUUUAGGUUUCCAUCAAGAUGCUGUCUAGACUUUCAACUUAUCGUAUUCUAUUACAACAAAGAUCUAUAACCACAAGUUACCAAAGAAAACAAGUGGACACAAAAAGGAUAAUUGAAUUUUUCAAAGAUUGGAAUGACCCUCAAACUUUCAUCAAAACCCUUCUACCCGGUCUUGCAAUCAGUGGAUUUUAUGCUUUCUGGUUAUCAAUAGGAUUGGAUGCUGACCACACACCCGAUAAUUAUAAUAAUAAUAAGUAAAAUGUUGCCCCUGAUGAUUUAGAAAGCAAAUUAUAUUAUACAAACAACAAUAAUGUUAUAAGGAGUUGAAAAGAAAAACAAAAAGUAUUGACUUUGUACUCGAUGUAAAAAUAUUUAGCUUAAAGAUUGAUCAAUUGAAGAAAUUAAAAAAGAGACAAGCCAAUCACUUAAUUUAGAUUGUAAAAUGUUAAUGUUGAUACUCUUCAUCAAAUUUGAUAUUCUUUGCCUCAUGAUUAUCGCUAACCUACUUUAUCCUUCCCUUAAGGUGAAAACAAGUUGAGUGAGAGGGGAAAAUGAGAGAGAAUGAGAGAGAACAGUUGAAAAAUGAAUUAAGAUGAAAGAAGGAAGAUGAUGAUAAGAGAGAGAAAAGGAAGAUAAGAAAGGGAGAAGAAAAAAUUAGAGAACGUUGUUAAUCACGAGUAUCAAGUUCUGAGUUCAUUCGGUGUUCAGAUCUCAAUUCGAUGUUACCGUUAGAAGUGAAUUCACAAUUAAGUUAAUCAAAUUUUCUUAAACUUUGAAAAAAUUUCGAUACCCAUGUGGAUACUAUGAUCGUAAUUAAAUUGUUCCUAAUCAUUUGAUUCUCAUCAACUUCCAACGAAUGCAAACAAGUUACAAAUUGUGAUAGAAAACAAUUGGAUCAAUAAUCAUCUCACCUUUAAAUCAACUAAUUUUAGUCUCUCUUCCUGAUUAAAUAAUUUGGAUAAAAGUGUAAUUAGUGUUGACGAAUCAACUAAUAUAUUGGAUACAAUUUUCGUUAAUUGUUUCACUUUGGUCUUUCUAGUGCUCAACUAAUUGUGAUUGUGAAUCUAUCUCUUGAUUGUUUUCUUCUCCUUCCUAAUUGUGAUUAACUGUGCUUCCAAAAUGUUCCAAUCAUUUUUAAUUCAUCUAAUUGUUACAAUAACAAUAAUCUCAUCUUCUAAUCUAGUUAAUUGUGAUAUUUUCUCAUCAACUGCUCACCUACGGAGUUUAAUGUAUCUUGAACGUCAUUUAAUUUCAUCACUAAAUGAUUAUGUAGCCCAAACUCAAGCUAAAUUAAAUACAGUUAGAGGGUACCUGGAUGAGUUUUCUCGAACUGCUGGUUUACCUGAGCUUCGAGGUAAAGAUUCAACCGAUGAGAUUAUCGGUAAUCCGAUUCAAGCUUUUCAAUUAGUUAAACGAUUAACAAUUGAUUGGGAAGGACUUCAAUCAAAAAUGUCCAUCAAUGAAUGGAAACCUGUUGAGAAACUGGUUACCGACUAUUCUGAUCUAUUACCAACCAAAGAUGAUCUUCGAGGAGCCGCUCUUGCCCUUGUCCGAUUGACCGAUACUUACAGACUCAAUAUGAGCGAUAUCGCCCGAGGCCGUAUACUAGAUCUGCCAACAAAAGUCCACCUAACAAGUCGAGAUUGUUUGUAUCUGGGUAAACACUCAUUCAACAACGGCUACUAUGGUCAAGCCUUGGAUUGGUUUGAAGAGGCCUUGCGAAAGGCCCAUCGGGAAGGAAACAAAACGGCCCCAGUUGAGGAGAUUAUACCUUUCUACAACAUGGCGAUUCAAAUUCAUGAUGAACUAUCUCCUACCUAUUGGACCAACUUCUCAAUGAUUCUGAAUAAUUCAAAGCCACCUCACACCAUGCGAUUCCUUGAUGGCGACAAUGAUGAUUAUCGUAAUUACCAGGAGCUUUGUAGAGGUGAAGUUUUCAGGACUCCCGCUGAAACUAAAGAUUUAAAUUGUUACUAUUCAAACAUGGGAAGUAAAUGGUUGAUACUUCAGCCCGUUAAAGUUGAAGUUUUCUAUCGGGUUCCGUUCAUCGCCAUGUUUCAUGAUCUUCUUACUGAUUCUGAAUCGGACACAAUUAGGGAAAUGGCAGCUCCAGCAUUGACCCGAGCUAAGGUUCAAACGGACAAUUUUAAAGAGGACGAAAUUUCCGAUACUCGAACAAGUCAAACAACUUGGUUCUCAGAGGACGACGAUGAGCUGAUCGACAGAAUCAAUCGCCGAGUAUCUGAAGUCACUGGUCUAUCAACAAAAAUGAACGAAAGUCACUCUGAACUGAUGCAGGUCGCUAACUACGGAAUGGGCGGACAUUAUACUCCACAUUAUGAUUACCUGAUUGUUGACCGACCCCCUGAAGAGCGGCACUUAGUCCCAGAGAGAGAGGCUUAUGCUGGUGACCGAACGGCAACAUUAAUGUUUUAUUUAAGCGAUGUCCAGAAAGGCGGUGGAACAGUUUUCCCUCGGCUUGGUGUUAGCCUCAAACCACGGAAAAACUCAGCGGCCUUUUGGUACAAUUUACAAUACAACGGCGAAGCUUAUGAAAACACCAUGCACGGAGCUUGUCCAGUCCUUGUAGGGGAGAAAUGGGUUGCUAAUCAUUGGAUUCGAGAAAUUGGUCAAGCUUUCAGAAGGAAAUGUAAAUUGAAUCCAGAUGAAUGAAAGACAAUUAACUUGAUUGAAUAAACUUUAAUCUUAAUCAAUUCAUUUCGUUUUAAUUUUACUGUUUUAUUGUAAAUUUGUUAUUUUUCUCAUUCAAAUGUUGUAAAUACAAAUAGAAAAAAAGAUUGUAAAUAAAAAUUCUGUUAAUCAGUGA